Radiomyces spectabilis is the source of this 2944-nucleotide messenger RNA. Its product is annotated as alkaline-phosphatase-like protein. The record is from RefSeq and is a predicted model, not a curated record. Gene Ontology annotation, biological process: GPI anchor biosynthetic process. Gene Ontology annotation, cellular component: endoplasmic reticulum membrane. Lineage: Eukaryota; Fungi; Mucoromycota; Mucoromycetes; Mucorales; Radiomycetaceae. The transcript has 12 exons. The coding region runs from base 41 to 2902 and encodes 953 amino acids.
AAUUUAUUCAAGCAGCGACGACUCAAGACACGCUGCACGCAUGUUACGGUUAUUCUUCCUGGCCGUCCUCCAGGUCGUCAGUCUUGCCAUCUUUUGCAAGGGCUUUUUUCCCUACAAAAUCUACCUUUCCGGAUUUGCUACAGCCCAAGACACAUCACCAUGGCUCGACAACUCAUCCACGCAUAAUUCGCCAUGGAUGGAGCCCGAGUUCGAUCGUCUCGUAUUCAUCGUCGUCGAUGCCCUACGAAAUGAUUUUGUGCUUGGCAACGAGUCUGGAUUUUCGUUUGUCAAAAGUCUAAUAGACAGCGGAACAGCUAUCCCAUUCACGGCACGAGCCACAGCACCAACUGUCACUAUGCCUCGAAUCAAAGCCCUGACAACAGGCACUGUCCCAAGCUUUUUGGAUGCUAUUCUCAAUAUCGCUGAAUCUGAUACAACAUCAUCGUUGGUUCACCACGAUAACUGGGUUUAUCAAUUCAAGCAUUCCGGGGAUCGACGGAUUCAUCUUUUUGGCGAUGAUACGUGGUUACGCCUGUUCCCUGGAUUAUUUUCAAAGACCGACGGAACCACUUCAUUUUACGUUUCUGAUACAAUUGAGGUGGACACCAAUGUAACCCGCCAUAUUGAUACCGAUAUCGUAAAGACGGACUGGGAUGCCAUUGUGUUGCAUUAUCUGGGAUUGGACCACGUCGGUCAUCUGGGCGGACCAAAAAGUCCAUUGAUGUUGCCCAAGCAAAAGGAGAUGGAUCAUGCCGUCGAACGCAUCUACGACAUUAUUGCCAACCAGGACGCAGACAGACUAGCCAAUGACAUGAAUGCCAAAGGGACCCUCAUUGUGUUAUGCGGCGAUCACGGCAUGAAUGAUGACGGAAAUCAUGGCGGUUCAUCUGUCGGCGAAACAUCCUCGGCUCUUGUUUUCAUGAGUCCCCGCUUUGAAUCGCGUCCAACGCUAAAGCGAAAUACGAGACAAACACGAGAUCGUGAUACCGUGCUGGGCCAUCCUGUCAUUGAUCAAGUGGAUGUCGUGCCGACCUUGGCCUCUUUAUUUGGAUUCCCGAUACCCAAGAACAAUCUCGGCAAACUGAUUGUCGAUCUCUACAGGGGCGAUAAAUUGGAAGCCAUUCAUCGUGCAUUGCAAUUGAACGCGCAUCAGCUGGCUCGUUUAUUGAGCAAAGUAUUCCCGGAUCUCCUUUUGUACUUGGAUGAUCCGCAGCAGCCUCUGUCAAAGGACGCAUCGACCGCCGUCACAUUAUACACCCAGGCGUUUCAGCUUCAUCAUCAACUUAGCCAAGGUCUCAAUAAAAUACCCCACGACAGAGUGACCGACGCUUAUCUGGAUUUUAUCGAAUAUGCUCAGUCGCAUCUGGUUAAUACCGCGAGCGACUAUAGCUUGCCACAUAUGGGAGUCGGCGUAGUAGGGAUGACCUUGUCAGCCAUCCUUUUCGUAUGGCAAGCGACGUCACAAAGUCGAAAAGAAAACAAGGGUGCCGAUAUCGCUAGUGGCAACUGGCCUUUGAGCCGGCGGUUUGCUAUCUUGGCCUUUGGAGCUUACGCAGUGAGCAUGUUUGCCAGUAGCUUUGUGGAAGAAGAGCAUUUCACGUGGUAUUAUUUCUCUCAGACCAUGUUCUUGCUACUGGCUCUGCAAAGCUUCGAGGUACCAAAUAAAACUUUUGGUGGGCAAAUCCGACUGUCUAGCUUAUGUUUGGUACAAUUGCUUUUUUUCCGACUAUCCACGGGCUUCUCUGGCUAUUUCGCGCCUUUUGUGCAUGCAGCUGAUGGUCUUCAAUGGCAUCUGCUGGCGGUCUCUCUGUGCGUCCCAUUGGUGUACGCCGUCUAUGAACUGUUUAUCAAGCGAAUCGGUUCGUCCGAUGUUCACCAAAGCGUAUCAAUUAUCCGGUUCAUGUGGAAUAUGGUCUAUUUACUGACAGCUUCACUGACUACGGUGCUCGUGAUGGCGUAUAAACUACGAGCAGAAGGCGGUACUUUGCAGUCCAGUAUUUAUGAUCAUGUGCUGCAAAUUGAGUUUCUUCAAGGACUGAGUCAGGUAGAACUCGGACAGUUGAUCUUCAAUUAUGGUGGAGCCAUGUUUUGCGUGUUAUCUAUCUUGAUGUAUGUCAAUAAUCGCGCGAGCUUCAGCACGGUGACGGUUCACCAAGAUCAAUACCACGAGAGUUAUCUGCAACUUUUAUUGCACCUAAUAACACCAUUAUUGAUCUUGUUGUCCAAACCCCAGUACGCGUCGUUAUUUGUACUUUUUGAUAUUCAGUUGCAGCUGUUACUUGGAUGGCAACGCUCGUUACCAUCCAACGCCGCUUUGCCUCCAUGGAUUCUCGCCACGGUUGUGUUGUUCCUCGGUCAAAGCGGUUUCUUCAUCACAGGCCAUUCCAACUCGAUCGCGUCGGUGGAUCUAAGCAACGCUUACAUUGGUGUGCAGGCCUACGAUGUCUUUUUCAUCGGCGUCAUGACCUUUUGCAGUAACUGGGCCGCGAGUUUGUGGUGGGUCUUUGCUGGUUGGGUUCUUUUGACAGACCGUGGUUGGACCGCGGAACGCUGGCACAGCUAUCUGUGGGCUCAGUCUGCCAUUUUCUCCGUAUUUAUCGCGGUUUUAUCGAUCUCCAUCACGAUUCUCCGAGAACAUCUUUUCAUUUGGACCGUGUUCUCGCCAAAAUAUCUCUAUCAAAUAGCGUGGAGUGUCCUCUUUCACUGGGUGGCGCAGGUUCUCUGUGGGUCCUGCAUCGUACGGGUAUGGCUGGGCUGGCUUCAGCCUGCUAUUGUCAUUGAGGAACAUGUGGUCACAGAAGAAGUGGAAGAAAUAGACCUAGAUCCUGCAGAAUUGACAGAGAGCGAUACAGAAGUCAUUGACAGCAUCCAGUCCGAAGCAGAAAUUGGAGAAUCAUUAUAAAAAUUACCACAUUACAAUAAAAUCCUGUACCGUAUGAUAAGA